Auanema sp. JU1783 is the source of this 1116-nucleotide messenger RNA. The record is from the annotation of a GenBank genome assembly. Lineage: Eukaryota; Metazoa; Nematoda; Chromadorea; Rhabditida; Rhabditidae.
AUGACUGUCAAGAAGAUCUGCCGUAACCAAGACAAGGAUACUGACUACUUCCGUACCAUGAAGAAGGACGAGUAUUUCGUACACUAUGGAGGACUCAACUUGGACAUCCUGAAUCUGUUCAAAUAUGAUCCAAAAAUUACUGCUGUUGAAGAUGACCGCUACAUCGACUACUUCCACCCGGAUAGACUGAAGAUGGAAAACGUGAUGGUUCGAUUUGGUCAGGAUUUUCAUCAGUUUGCUCUACCACCAAAACACUUUAGUACCGUGAAUGACAAUGUGUUCGACUUCUUUUUGAAUAUUCACAACAUUUGGGAAUUGCCAUCACCCUACGUGAUUAACUGCAUCAUGGUGAAGCAUGGUCGUCUUCCAAAUUUCGAACUUCAUAACUUCAUCGAGCUUGAAGACGAGGUUCUUCGUGACUUUAUGGUGAUGACCGUAGCUUUCAAGUAUCUGGCAAUUCUGCAGCAUUGUAGCGAAUCUUUUCGUGAGCAGGUGAUCCGAAACAGAGAGCCUACCCUUUCCAACUAUCUCUAUUCAAGAGGAAUCAAGGAAACCUCUGCUGGCACAAGAUUCUAUGAGUGGUUCGUCUCAAUCAUGAGGAAGUACACACUGGGCAACAUCCAUCUUCUGCUGAAAGAUAAGUUGCAAAACUAUAAGGAUGAUUGUUAUCCAUAUGUUGUACCUUUCGUUGGAUAUGAAACUGAAGAGGACUUUUAUCGCUCUUCAUAUCCACCUCAAACUUCUGGAUUUUCAUUCCCUCCCAUCCAUGUUGGAGUUCACAAGCACUAUUGGAGGAGUGAUUUGGAAUUCAAGAUACUCUGCCUCGCUUAUCAAGGAAAAAAGGAAGCCAGCCAUUACCAAGCAAUCAAAGCUGAAAUGCAGAAUAAGGUUAGCAAUAAUGGUACGUUCCGCAUAUUCAAGCAUAGUAAUUAUGGAGCUUCCUGUCGAAUCCAUCUGCGUGGGCUACUUCUCCCCUCUACUAGUGGUCCGGCAUACUUCAACAAGGACUAUCUCUUGAGCGAGAUUCAGGAGAUGGAAUAUACUCCACACUUAUCUCAAUCAGAUGAUGAUAGCUUCGCUACCUAUGGCUACAUUGGGGAAGUGGACAAACACUGA